AAGAAUUACAAAAUAAUCUCGCAGCGGCUAUCCGGGAAAAUACGGAAUUAAACAAACUGGCUACUAAUUACCGCACUUGGUGCGAAUCUGUGUCGCACUUACAGCACGAAUUAGUUAGCAAAGAAACCAAUCUCAGUCAGCAAAUUAUUAGCGAGUGUCAUUUAGAAGGGAACGCACCUUUAACUUUACCGGAAACCAUCGCUUUAAUUAACCAGAAAAUUUCCGUCACGGCAACCAGCGAAGCCAGCAAAAUGCAAACUCUACGAGACCGCAUAACUAGUUUAGAAUCGCAAUUAAGCAAUACCCAAACGGAUUAUCAAAAGGAAAAGCAAGACAGAGAAAGACAACAAACUACUCUCACGCAAAAGCAAGCCCGAAUAACGGAGUUAGAAGCUAGUGCGGGAAAUUCAGCCGCUUUAAAUAACCAAAUCUCCACGCAACAAACCACCAUAACUAGCCAAGCAACACAACUUGCCAAUCUCCAAGCCCAAGGAGAAAAAAGUCGUAAUUGA
Molecule: messenger RNA, 512 nt
Organism: Racocetra persica
Lineage: Eukaryota; Fungi; Glomeromycota; Glomeromycetes; Diversisporales; Gigasporaceae
Source: the annotation of a GenBank genome assembly